This is a messenger RNA of Globicephala melas (long-finned pilot whale), 9977 nucleotides long. RefSeq names its product hydroxysteroid dehydrogenase like 2 (gene HSDL2). Gene Ontology annotation, cellular component: mitochondrion. The record is from RefSeq and is a predicted model, not a curated record. Lineage: Eukaryota; Metazoa; Chordata; Mammalia; Artiodactyla; Delphinidae.
CGCCGGCCUUCCGGCUUCUGCGCCCGGGGCGGCCUAGCUUGGACACCUCCCUCUACCGGCAGGAAAAGCGUUGGGGACCCGACUCCGGAGAGUAGGGAAGGUUUAAACAGAUCAAUUCAUGAAAAACACUUAGAACAGUGUUUAGCACAUGGUUACUUUAUCUACUCACAUAACCUCAUCAUCCUGCUCUACCUCUUCAAAAUAGAAUUUCUUCACGUCUACCUAAAAAUAUUAUGCCGGUCUCUAGUUCAUUAGAGUAGCUGAGUUAUGUCCAAGGUAUACUACCAAAAGCAAUACCGGCUCCCAGAAUUCACCUUAUUCAACCACUGAGUCUGGGAAUUUCCUCGCCAAGAUAUUGGCUAAGAAGUCGAAAAAUCAGAGUUAAUUUAGUUCUUCGGUGCGACUAUUGCAGAUCUCUAAUCCAGAAGCUGCCCCUCACCACAGAGCUGUUUAUCUAUAGUCCGGCCGGCUUUAGUCCAGAUUUCGCGGGAGAGUCGAAAUGCGCCGCUGGCCGGAAGAGUGCUUAUCUGCCCAGGAAAAGCGUUCCUAAGAGGGGCCUCCGAGGGCGCGCGUGCAGCUGGGCAGGCGUCCAGGUGCCGGCGUGGACGGCGAGGGGACCGAGAGCCAAAGUCCGCUGAGAAGCCGCACCUCAGCCCUCAAGGUCCCUGGUGCACGACUCAAACGCCCCCCACGCCCCCAACCCGGCAAAGGAACUCAGCGCUGCGGCUAGGAACCCUUCACAGGCCGGGGAAAGGUGUACUCAGCGGCUGACGCGUCCAGCAUUCUAGCCGCGGGCUGGAGACCAAUUGUCACCGUAGAGCCCCCGCAAGAGAGGCGGGGCGGAGUUGUCUCUCACAGCGCUUGCGCUUAGGGUCGGUUUCCAGGGGCCAGGCAGGCGGGAGGCGGAAACCAGCGCGGAGAGCCACGGAGGCCCACUGCGUGCGCAGGCGCACUCAGCCACCUUCCGUUUCUUGGAGCGCCCAAUUUCCCCGCAGACCUCGGGGCGGGGCCAAGUGCGGGGAGAAGUCACCCUCUCAGUAUCCGCUCGCUGAGGCCGUUGUCACCACCGCCUCCAAUCUGCAACAGUCAUGUUGCCCAACACGGGGAAGCUAGCAGGAUGUACUGUCUUCAUCACAGGCGCGAGCCGUGGCAUUGGCAAAGCUAUUGCUUUGAAAGCAGCAAAGGAUGGAGCAAAUAUAGUCAUUGCUGCAAAGACUGCCCAGGCACACCCCAAACUUGCAGGCACAAUCUAUACUGCUGCUGAAGAAAUCAAAGCAGCUGGAGGAAAGGCCUUGCCAUGUGUUGUUGAUGUGAGAGAUGAACAACAAAUCAGCAGUGCAGUGGAGAAAGCAGUUGAGAAAUUUGGAGGAAUUGAUAUUCUGGUGAAUAAUGCCAGUGCUAUUAGCUUGACCAACACAUUGGAAACACCUACAAAGAAAGUGGAUUUGAUGAUGAACAUCAACACCAGAGGCACCUAUCUUACAUCUAAAGCAUGCAUUCCUUAUUUGAAAAAGAGUAAAAUUGCUCAUAUCCUCAAUCUCAGCCCACCGCUGAACCUAAAUCCACUGUGGUUCAAACAGCACUGUGCUUACACCAUUGCUAAGUAUGGUAUGUCUAUGUGUGUGCUUGGAAUGGCAGAAGAAUUUAAAGGUGAAAUUGCAGUCAAUGCAUUGUGGCCUAAAACAGCCAUAUACACUGCUGCUAUGGAUAUGCUGGGAGGAUCUGGUAUUGAAAGCCAAUGUAGAAAAGUUGAUAUCAUGGCAGAUGCUGCAUAUUGCAUUUUCAAAAAGCCAAAAAGUUUUACUGGCAACUUUAUUAUUGAUGAAAAUAUCUUAAAAGAAGAAGGAAUAAAAAAUUUUGAUGUCUAUGCCGUUACACCAGGCCAUCCUUUGUUACCAGAUUUCUUCCUGGAUGAACAGCCAGUUACAGUUACCAAGGAACCAGCAACACAUGGUGCUCUUCCAGAAUUGAAAGAAAAGGAGGCGCAGCCACCACCAAAACCACGUUCUGGAGCUGUGGAAGGGACAUUUAGAAUUGUUAAGGACUCUCUCAGUGAUGAUAUUGUUAAAGCCACCCAAGCAAUCUAUCAGUUUGAACUCUCAGGUGAAGAUGGUGGAACAUGGUUUCUUGAUCUUAAAAGCAAGGGUGGCAAUGUCGGACAUGGAGAGCCCUCUGAUCGGGCAGAUGUGGUGAUGAGUAUGUCUACUGAUGAUUUUGUAAAAAUGUUUUCAGGGAAACUAAAACCAACAAUAGCAUUCAUGUCAGGAAGAUUGAAGAUUAAAGGAAACAUGGCCCUAGCAAUCAAAUUGGAGAAGCUAAUGAAUCAGAUGAAUGCCAGGCUGUGAAGAGAAAAAAAAUGUUGACCGCUAAGCUCAAAAAGUAAAAGGGUUCAAUAGUUAAAAUUGAAUGUUUGUUUUCAUCCCUAUUAUAAGGAUAUACAUGUUUGUUCUGGAAAAAAUAGAAUUUCUGUAUCUAUAAGACUUGAAAUUGUAAUUAAAACAGCUAGCCAACCAAACAUAAGCAUCAUUAAGUAGAAUUCUAAGAUAUUCUAUUUUUCUUAUUUUGUGAGUUUUGCCCUCUGAGUCCUGUAUCUCAUACACCAUCAUCUUCUGGGAAAAGUAUUAUUAGUAAUCAAUUGGGGUCAAGCAGCAACAUUACUUUUUUCAUAUCUUUUUCCCACGUAAAAUGAGACUAGUCUGUUUUAAACUUUUCAGUUUAGGAUUGUAUACUAAUGAUAUUUUAGAGUUUUAUAAACUUGUUUUAAAGAAAAUCUUCUAUAUUACAUUUUCAUAGAAAUCACAUAAUAAACUACUUAAUAAAUACUAUUUGUGAAGACAAAUUAAACAAAAAGUAUAUUUUGUUAACUACCUUUCUAAGUGUAAGGUAUUUUACCUAUAGGAAAAUAUUAUUGAUGUAAUUCAACUAACUGCAGUAUAUAUAUCCUAUUUUAAAGUAUGUAAAAAUAUCCUAAGAUAAUUCCUCCCCAGAAGUGUGCACUUGGUCACAGUGUUUUGAAAUGAGAACAUUAGAAUAGAUGGUUGUUAUGGGCUGAAUGGUAUGCCCCCUUCAUAUGUUGAAGUCCUAACUCCAAGAAUCUCAGAAUUGAUUGUAUUUGGAGAUAAGAUCUUUAAAGAGGUGAGUAAAACCCAGGCUUUUAGGGUAGGGUGGGCCAUAAUCCAGUCUGACUGGUGUCCUUAUAAGAGGAAAUUUGGACACAAAAGAGAGUCCAAGGAGGCACACACAGAGGAAUGACCAUGUGAGGACCAGCAAGAAGGCAGUCAUUUGCAAGCCAAGGAAAGAGGCCUCAGAAGAAACCAAACCUACUGACACCUUGAUCUCAGACUAGUCUCUAGAAUUGUAAGAAAUUUCUGUUGCUUUAGCCACUCAGUCUGUGGUAUUUUGUUAUUGUAGUCCUAGUAAACUAAUGCAAUAGUUUGUUUGUAUUUCUGUUACGAACACAAGUUCCUAUGCAGUACACACAGUGAGGCCAAACUGAAACAUUGGAGUUUGUAGCAGAGAAAGGUUUAUUACAGGGCCAAGCAAGGAGAAUGGGUGGAUUGUGCUCAAAAAACCCAAACUCCCCAAUGGUUUUCAGGGAGAAGUUUUUAUAGGCAGAAUUUGGGGUGAGCGCUGUGUGACUGUCUCCUGAUUGGUUGGUGGUGAGGUAACAGAGAGGUGUUUCAGAAAUCUUGUGCUCAGCCUGAAGUUACCAUCCUCCACCUGGGUGGGGGCGUUAGUUCUUACAGAAGAAUGCAAAGAUAUUGUUAUAUAUAUUCCUUGAAGAGGAACCAGGACCCUGCCCCAAGGCUGCACUAUUGUUUCUUGACUACUCCUCCCCUGUUUCUGCAUUCCCUCCCUUCCCUGAUUAGCAACUGUUUGAAUCUGCCCUUUGUAACUCAGUGAAGGUCAAGGAGGCUGAAUGAAGCCUAUUUCCUACAAACAAGAAAUAGGGGAUACAGAAAGGCUUUGUACCUAGGAUGGCCCCACAGGGUCCUUCUCUGUUUCAUUUCUUUUUUUAAAAAAGUUAAACUUAUUUUUUUUAAGCUCCUAUCUUUCCUUUUAAUCAGUUAAAAAUACUUGUUCAGUGUAAUUCUUUCACUUCUCACCUUCCACUCACUUUAAUAUUAUUGUGCUGUUAAGCAACUUAGCUAAUUCUGACAUUUUGUAGAAUCAUAACAUUAGGAGCACUUAAUCUGUAUUUUACAAAUCAGGAAACAGAGGAUCAGAGAUAGGAAAGGACUAGCCCAAGGUCAAAAUUAACAAGCCCUUUCCAACAACCUCCCAGUACAUUGGCCUUGGAUAGAACUUGAAGACCCCACUUCCCCCUCCUUGAAGCCCAGAUAGAUUGACUUUGAUAUGGCAGGCUCACAACUCCCUUGGCCUCUCCUGUUCAUUUCCAGCCACAUUAGGAUCCCUGUCAGAUGUUGCCAGCAGACUCCUUUUCUACUGAAAUUUUCUAAAGACUUUUCUUCUUUCUCUGCAUUUUCCACAUGGCUUCAAAGCUUUGGGAAAAUAAAAACUAGAAAAUAUUGUGAGGCAGGAAUUCUGGAGUUUGGUUACUAAAACAUGAACUUGCUAAUUAAAAGGCCUUAGGAUAUCAGAAGAAAAUCUUUCCACAGGGCCCUGGUUUUCAUAUCAGUAAUUGAGGGAGUUGGAUGAGGUCCUCUGCAGCCUGUUUUCGCUUAUUAUCACUAAGAAGUAGUGAGCAGUCUGUACUAUUUUAUCAGAAAUAAAGGUACCACAGCUACACUGCUAAAGCUUUCUCUCUUGCCACAUCCCCCAGCUGCCUUAAUGAAUUCAUGUGUUCCCUUCCCUUGGAUCUUGCCCAUUAACUGCACUGAGGUUGUAGAGUCUCCCAGAAGUUUUGAAUGGCCAUUUUGUGUGUGGUUCAGUAUCCAUUUGACCCCUGUUUCUGAAAUAGAAUGGUAUGGAGGGAAACCAUGCCAUUUGGCUUUUUAGUGUUUGAUGAAGUUAUUCAGACAUUUUAAAGAUGGUUUGUUGCUAGUAAUCCUAUAUUUUAACAAAUCCUCUUAAAUAGUGCCUUUUUUUUCUUUUUUCUUUUUUUGGCUGUGCCACACGGCUUGUGGGAUCUUAGUUCCCCGAGCAGGGAUCGAACCUGGCCCCAACAGUGAAUGUGCCAAGUCCUAACCACUGGACCACCAGGGAAUUCCCUUAAAUAGUGCCUCUUAAAUAAUCCUCUUAAGUAGAAGAAAAGAAGUCUUUUUCCUCUACCUAUCUUAAGUUUUCAGUUGGGGUCCUGUAAAUUAGACUAACAAAAGAUAGAUUAGCAAGAGAAAAACAAAUAGAAGUAUUAACAUAUGCAUUGCACAUAAACAUGGAAGCAUUCAGACAUGAGUAACUCAAAGAUGUGGUUAGAACUUGAGCUUAUACAACAAUGAACAAUAAAUUUUUUUGUGAAGGAACAAGACAAAGAGGACAUUCAGUUUCUAGGAUAGGAAACUGUAGGAAGGAAAAUAUACGUACAGUAAGAGUGAGUUUUGUAAGAAACUGCCAAAUAGAAAAAAAACUGUCAAAAAAAAAAAAAGCUGCCAAAUAGUCUUCCAAAGUGGCUGUACCAUUUUGCAUUCCUACCAGCAGCAUGUUCCUGUUGCUCCACAUCCUUGUCAGCACUUGGUAUUGCCAGGUUUUUGGAUUUUAGUCAUUCUAACAGGUGUGUGGUAGUAUCUCAUUGUUGCUUUAAUUUGCCAUUCCCUCGUGACAUAUGAUGUUGAACAUCUUUUCAUAUGCUUACUUUCCUCUAUAUCUUCUUUGGUGAGAUGUCUGUUGAGGUCUUUGGCCCAUUUUUAAAUCAGGUUGUUUUCUUAUUGUUGCAUUUUAAGAGUUCUUUGUAUAUUUUGGAUAACAAUCCUUUAUCAGAUGUGUCUUUCGUAAAUAUUUUUUCCCAAUCUGUGACUUGCUUUCUCAUUCUCUUGACAUUGUCUUUUGCGGAGCAGAAGUUUUUCAUUUUAAUGAAGCCCUGCUUAUCAGUCAUUUCUUUCAUGGAUCAUGCCUUUGGAGUUGUAUCUAAAAAGUCAUUGCCAUACCCAAGGUCAUCUAGGUUUUCUCCUAUGAUAUUUUCUAGGGAGUUUUAGUUUUGCAUUUGACAUUUAGAUCUGUAAUCCAUUUUGAGUAAUUUUUGUGAAAGGUGUAAAGCCUUUGUUUAUUUAUUAUUUUGCAUGUGUAUAUCCAGUUGUUCCAGCACCAUUUGUUGAAAAGACUAUCUUUGCUCCUUUGUCAAAGGUCAGUUGACUAUAUUCAUGUGGGUAUAUUUCUAGGCUCUCUAUUCUCCUACAUUGAUCUAUUUAUCCUUUCACUAAUACCACGCUAUGUGGUUACUUUAGCUUUAUAGUAAGUCUUGAAGUCAGGUAAUGUCAAUCUUAACUUUGAUCUUCAAUAUUGAGUUGGCUAUUCUGGUUCUUUCGCCUCUCCAUAUAACUUUAGAAUAAGUUUUUUCAUAUUCACAAAAUAACUUGCUGGGAUUUUGAUUGGCUUUGAGUUGAAUCUAUAUAUCAACUUGGGAUAAACUGAUGUUUUGACAGUAUUGAGUCUUCCUAUCCAUGAACAUGAAAUAUCUCUUCAUUUAUUGUUAUUCUUUGAUAUCUUUCAUCACAGUUUGGUAGGUCUUCUUAUAUAGAUCUUGCACAUAGUUUGUUAGAUUUGUAUCUGAAUAUUUAAAUUUUUUGAGUGCUAAUAUAAAUGAUAAUGUGUUUUACAUUUCAAAUUUCACUUCAUUACUGGUAUAUAGGAAUGUAAUUGACUUUUGUAUAUUAACCUUGUAUUUUACAACCUUGCUAUAAUAAUUUAUUAGUUCCCAGAAGUUUCUUUGGUAAUUUUUAUAGCUUUUCUAUAUAGACAAUUAUGUCAUCUGUGAACAGAGAGUUUUAUUUCUUCCUUCCCAACUUGUAUACCUUUUAUUUCCUUUUAAGUUAUUGCAUUAGCUAGCACUUCCAGUAUGAUGUUGAAAAGCAGUAGUGAGAGGGGACAUCCUUGCCUUAUUCAUGAUCUUAAUGGGAAAGCUUCUAGUUUCUCACCAUUAAGUGUGAUGUUAGUUGUAGGUUUUUUGUAGAUAUUCUUUAUCAAAUUGAGGAAGUUCCCCUCUAUUCCUAGCUUACUGAAAUAUUUUAUUAUGAGUGGGUGUUGGACUUUGUCAAAUGCUUUUUCUGCAUCUAUUUGUAUAAUCAUGUGAUUUUUCUCUUUCAGCCUGUUGAUGUGGUAGAUUACGUUAAUGGACUUUUGAAAGUUGAACCAUCCUUGCAAACCUAGGAUAAAUCCCACUUGGUUGUUUUUAUGGCCUAUAUGUUCUUAUGUCCACAAAUUUCAUAUAUUGAAAUCCUAACCCCCCAAGGAGCCUUUGGGAGGUGAUUAGAUCAUGAGGGUGGGGCCCUUAUGACUGGGAUUAAUGCCCUUAUAAAAGAGACCUCAGAGAGAGUUAGCUGGUCCCUUUCACCAAGCGAGGACAUGGCAAAAAGGUGCCACCAGUGAAUCAGAGCUCAGGCCCUCACCAUACACCAGAUCUGCCUGUGCCUUGGUCUUGGACUUCCCAGCCUCCAGAACUGUGCAAAAUAACUUUGUUGUUUUUAAACCACCUAGUCUCUUUUUGUUAUAGCAGGCUGAACAGGCUAAGACAACUGUGCUAUGUAAGUCCUUUUAUAUGUUGUUGGAUUCAAUUUGCUAAUAUUGUGUUGAGGAUUUUUGCAUCUAAGUUCAUGAGAGAUGUUGGUCUGUAGUUUUCUUGAAAUGUCUUUCUUUGGUUUUGGUACUAGGGUAAUGCUGGUUUCACAGGAUGAAUUAGGAAUACUUUCUGUUUCUGUCUUCUGAAGGGGACUGUAGAGAACUGGUAUAAUUUUCUUCCUUAAAUGUUUGUUAGAAUUCAUCAGUGAACUCAUCUUGACCUGGUGCUUUCUGUUUUGGGAAGUUAUUAAUUACCAUUUGCUUUAUUCCAUCUGUUCUGUAUAUCUUUGUUCUUCUUUUCUGGUCUUCUAUUUCUUUCUGUCUUCCUUGAAAGAAUCUCACAAAAUAUUUCCAUUUCCCAUUCCCAUCCUUUGUACUACUUUGUCAUACAUUUUAUUUCCACAUAUGUUUUAAACUCUACAGUAUAUUGUUUAAUAUUUUUGAUAACAGUGAAUUAUCCUUUUAAAGAUUAAAAAAAUGAGAAAAAAGUCUUUAAAUUUACCUAUAUGUUUACUCUUUGCACUGUCAACCUAUCCAUCACCAACUAUCCAAACACAUGAACAUAUCCAAGUUUCCUUCUGCCCCUUUGUAGCCAUUUAUGCCCAUCCUUGAUCCCAUUUCCAGCAAGUACUGAUCUGCUUUCUAUAACUAUAGAUUAGUUUACAUUUUCCUGGAAUUUACAUUAAUGGAGCCAUACAGUAUGUAUUUUCUGUUUGGCUUCUUUCAAUCUGCGUAAUUACUUUGAAAUUUGUUCUUAUCAUUACAUAUAUCAAUAGUUCAUUCCUUUUUAUUACUGCUGAGCAGUUUGCCAUUAUAUGAAUACACCACAGUUUGUUUAUCCAUUCACCUGUUGAUAGUCAUUGGGGUAGUUUCCAGCUUUUGGCUAUUACAAAUAAAGCUUCUGUGAACAUUCAUGUACCAAGUCCCUGUAUUCUCUUGGGUAUGAAAUGACUGGAUCAUAUGGUGUGCAUAUAUUUAACUUUUUAAGAAAUUGCCAAACUUUUUUCCAAAGUGGUUAUACUAUUUUACAUUUCACUAACAAUGUAUAGGAUUUCAUUUCUUCACAUUUUCAUCAACACCUGAUAUGUAGAGCCUUUUAAAUUUUAGCCAUUCUAAUAAGUAUGUAGUAGUAUCUAAUUGUAUUUUAACUUCCAUAUCCUUGAUGAGGAUGAGCAUCUUUACAUGUGCUUAUUUGACAUGCGUAUAUCGUCUUGAUUAAGUGUCUGCUCAAAUCUUUGCCCACAUUUAUUCCAUUGUUUGUUUUAUUAUUGAAUUUUGGGAGCUCUUUAUAUAUUCAGGAUACAAGUAAUUUUUCAGAUAUUUGCAAAUAUUUUCUCCCUUUCAAUAGAUUGUCUUUUUAUUCUCUUACCAGUGAUACAGGAAUAACAAAAUUUUUUUAAAUAGAUGAGGUUUGGGCUUCCGUGGUGGUGCAGUGUCUAAGAAUCUGCCUGCCAUUGCAGGGGACACAGGUUCGAGCCCUGGUCUGAGAAAAUCCCACAUGCCGUGGAGCAACUAAGCCCAUGUACCACAACUACUGAGCCUGCGCUCUAGAGCCUGUGAGCCACAACUACUGAGCCCACAUGCCACAGCUACUGAAGCCUGCACACUUAGAGCCCAUGCUCUACAACAAGAGAAGCCACCGCAGUGAGAAGCCCGCGCACUGCAACGAAGAGUAGCCCCCAUUCGCUGCAACUAGAGAAAGCCCACGCACAGCAACAAAGAUACAACACAGCCAAAAAUAAAAUUUUUAAAAAAUAGAUGAGGUUCAACUUAUCAAUCUUUUUCUUUACUGGAUCAUGCUUUCGGUAUAAUUCAGAAAUCUUUGCCUAACUGAAAACUUAUGGAAGUUUUACAGUUGUAAGUUUUGCAUUUAGGUGUAUUUAGCAUUUCAAGUUAAUUUUUGUACAUGUGCAAUGUGUGGAUCAAAUUUCAUAUUUCUGACUAGGGAAAUCCAAUUGUUCCAGCAUCAUUUGUUGAAAAACAGCAGAAUAAAAUAAAAAUAGAACUUCAGAAAUUAAAAAAUAUAAUACAUUAAAAAACUUUUCCAUAAUACAAGUUGAGGUUUCCAUUACUGUAAGGUUAAUGAAAAAUAUUGUUUAGUCACGAAAAGCACAAAAGCAAUGUUAGUGCAACUUAAAAGUGUACACAAUUGACCAUAUAUUUAUCUGAGAAAGUACCAAAUGAUUAUAAGGCAGUCACAUCCUAGCCAGUCUCUACUACUAUAAGUCUAAGAACUUUAAUUCUAUUUAAUUCUUUCCAGCACAGUAAGACAGCCAAAAACUUCUGCUUAGAUUUUUUUUUUUUUU